GCACUCCUCCAGUAUUAGGAAACACAUUAAAAUGCUACUGCUAUAGUGAUAUUAAAACUUUAUUAAAACACAAUGUCUUGGAUUAGAUGGUGAAGUAGUUGUUCGGGGGUGGACUGUGCAACACUUUACAUGACUUGAGCUGGGAACCAUCGAACCCGGAACAAAAAACCGUCGGAAGACUCGUCGAUGGGAUGCACAGCCCCAACUUUAAUCUCAAAUAUUAUAUAAUAUAUAACAGAGAGAAAGGCGCAGGAUUUGUUCAAUAAAUCUGACAUUUUCUGUUAGUCUCCCAGAACAUAUUGCCGUUGAGUGCAGUGGAUGAACAGGAUGGACGAGGAUAACAUUACUUUUUCAAAGGGGAAUUGUGGCCCUCUUCCCCUCUCCACUCUGCAACUCCUGGUCCCACCAAUCCGGUUGCUCUCAGCAGCAAUCUGGCAGACCCUCGAGCAGAAAGCUGUGGCUGAUUAUGGGAUGCUUGAGGAGUUUGUUUCCAUGGUGACAGACAUUGUGCCAGAGUUACUCACCGCUUGCCAGAGAGCCCAACUUAUCCUGGGCCUCAGAGCACGGCUGAUUCUGGAGUUAUGUCAGUUUGAAGCUACUGCUGAGGUUGUUCAGCCGCACCUGGACAGAGUGCAAAUGCUCAUCAAGGCAUGGGAGGCCGGUGCUGCAAAUAUGGAACAUGUGGAAGCGCCGCACUCAAAAUUUGUGGAUCUAGUUAAGAACUUGCUGAAUAAUCCUGACGAAAGGCACCACUUCUUUCAGAACGUUUUCCCUGAAGAGUUUGGUCCCACAUAUGAUGAAGCACUUCAAACCUUGAUGUGGAUGUUUCUGUCCAGACUUGAAAAGUUUCUUCCUCUUCAAUCUUUCCAACAGGUUGCCUCCAUGUUUAGUGAGACGUCCUCAGUUCUGGCGGACUACAUGGACUGCGUGUCUCGCCGUGAGGAGCUCAGAACCCUGUUGCAGUAUCAAAAAGACCUCAGCCAACUGGAUCACAAUGAUGGUUCCUUGGAUGGUGCCUGCAUUAUUUCGGCUCUCAAACUUCCCUCCAUAGAAGGACCUGACACAGAUAAUGCACAACCACGAGCCAACAUCUUGGAGAAUGGGCUAUCAUGUGCAUCCCAUUUGGAGUCUUUAACAUUGCCUCAUACGACACAGAUAAAAACGGACACACCUGAGCUAAAGGUUGAUGAAACUGACUGGAGUCCUUGGGAAAAUGGUACAGCUGAGCUUUCGGGAGAUAUGACAAGACACGAAGAAAAUGUAGGCCGCCUUCAAAGUCAAGUGGAGGAUGCGUCCCGCCUUAUAAAACAAUGUUGUGUUCAGCUGAAAAGACUGGACAUGCCGCUGUCUUUGCGGUCUCGACCUGUGAGACAAAACAGAGGCCUGAGGAUGAAAGAGAUUCUGUUGGAAGAGAAAAGGGGUCUCUGUGAAGAGACCCUCCCUGCCUCCAAAUCAGCUUCUAGGACAAGAAAAGACUCCGAUAGGGCUCUUUCAGAUGACUCAGACGACGACUGUUCAAGCAGCUUCAGCAAAGACUCAUAUAUGGCUCCUGUCAAUGACUGCAGUGAAGACGACUCAUGGUCUUACUACUCAAAUGAGGACUCUUGCCGUAACACGAGUCCAAGUGUCGCUGAUUCAUGGUCUGAUUACUCAGAUGACGAGCGUUCCUUUGUGGCUCCUGUUAGUAGUUAUACUCGAGAUGAUUCAUUGUCUAGCUGCUCAGAUGAGGACCCUUCCUUCGUGGGUCCUCAAAUGUUUUCAGACAGAAAGCAGGGCACCUCCGACAUCAAAGCAAGCACUUCGAAGAAGACUCGUAAAGUCCAAUGCUUUUUCUGCAAGGAGCAUUUGAGUACAAGCCUGAGAACGCACAUGAAAACCCACUUUCCCACUAGUGAAUACGCCUGCCCUCGGUGUGACACCAGGUUUAAAUUCAUCUCAUCUUUUAGGCUGCAUAUGAGUAGAACCUGCUUUGAGUACAGCACGCAGCAGGUAGAUCCGGAGAAGCCGGAGGAAGCCAAGAGUCUUUACAAAUGUGACCAAUGCGACGAGGCGUUCAGGUACAAAGUUUCACUGAGAAUGCACAAGUUGACCCACAACGAACUCUACUGCGGUGUGUGUCGGAAGGUGUUGCGGGACGCAGCAACGUUGGCAAGGCACAAGGCUUCACACACGCUGUUUCAGUGUAACCGCUGUGAGCAGUCCUUCCCUCUUUUUAAGCCGUUGCUUAGUCAUUACAAAAAUGUCCAUAAAAUCAGCAGGCCGUUUAAAUGCAACCAUUGUCCGAGAACUCUGUCCAGGCUGCGCAUUUUUAUCGCACAUGAGUGGAAACAUACGGGCCGUAUGCCUUUUCAGUGCGCUCAUUGCGGCUUGAGGUUCAACACUGACUCAGAUCUCCUCUCCCAUGAGAGAGUCCACACGGGAGAGAAACCCUACCUGUGUGCGGAGUGCGGCAGGACUUUCGCCCAAAAGUCCAACCUCAUGCGGCACUUUAAUUUUCUCCACAGCGAGUCUCGGAAUGAGAAGAAGCACUCUUGCUCCGAGUGUGGGAAAUCUUUUAAAGAGAAAGGAGCUCUGAGAAAACACCAGAGGAAAAACCACUUAAGAGAAUUGUUCCGUCAUCCGUGCUCAUACUGUGGAAAGAUGAUGUCGGCGUCAGCACUCGCUAGACAUAAUUUAAUUCAUUCGGGAGAGAGACCUUUCAAAUGCACCGUGCCCGAAUGUGACAGGUACUUCAGGUCAACUUCUGAAGUGAAGCGGCAUGUCCUUAUACACCAUACUACAGAGAGACCUUAUAAAUGUAAUGUCUGUGGGAAGGGCUUUGUAAAGAUGUGUUAUCUCAACGUCCAUGCUAAAAUACACUCGGGAGAGAAGCCAUUUGUUUGCCAUAUUUGCGGCAAGGCUUUCCCCAAGAUAUACAGCAUGCAUAGGCACAAAAAACUUGUACAUACUUUUGUAACACAUUAACACUGCAUGCGAGGAGUGCUCAGUUAAACAGCAGCAUGCCACAAUGUCACAAGUAGAGAAUCACUUUUUAAACCCACAGAAGUUGUGUAACAGGUCUGUGUACACAACAAAAGGGUUCAUAAGUAAUGAUUGCUUGGGGGGAAUGACAUGCAACACAGAUUUCUAGCUUAACUUGAACCAGCGACGGUGCAGUAAUGUGUUUGUAGCAGUAACCAUUCAACUAGGUGCUCCAGGAUAUUGACUGUAAUUUGUAAUUGUUGACAGUGAUCACUGGAAAAUAUGCUUUUAAUAUCAAAAUAAAAAUCAAAAAUGCUAGCUAAA
Micropterus dolomieu (smallmouth bass) is the source of this 3285-nucleotide messenger RNA. Its product is annotated as zinc finger protein 420-like. Gene Ontology annotation, molecular function: DNA-binding transcription factor activity, RNA polymerase II-specific; RNA polymerase II transcription regulatory region sequence-specific DNA binding. Bases 319 to 2964 code for a protein of 881 amino acids. Lineage: Eukaryota; Metazoa; Chordata; Actinopteri; Centrarchiformes; Centrarchidae. Gene Ontology annotation, cellular component: nucleus. The record is from RefSeq and is a predicted model, not a curated record. The transcript has 7 exons. Gene Ontology annotation, biological process: regulation of transcription by RNA polymerase II.